GAGCCAGGCUUCCGGCUUCCGAAGGAGAGGCGAUGUCGAUCUGUACCGGUUGAGCGCCGAAGUUCGGGCCUUCGGACGGCGCUUCAAAUGGCAGGCCAGCUUAGACCUUCUCCGGAUUUUGGAAGAUGCAACGGUGGAGUCGGACUCCGUGGUGUACUCUUUGGAGCUUGCAGCUUUAGGCUGGGCCCGGCAGUGGGGCCGUUGCAUUCACCUUCUGAAUGAGCUUCCGAAGACCCUUGUGGACACGCCAUGCUGCAAUGCCGCGGCGAGUGCAUGCAGUACGGCUUCUGUUUGGACCACAGCCUUCCAAGUGGUGCAGGACCUUUCCUGGAGGGCCCUCCUCCCGACUACAGUAUCGGUGAACAGCCUUUUUGCCUCCUUCAAGGAUAGCACCAGCUGGAUGCCGGCACUGGGGCUGCUGUCCUACCUCUCGGAGCACCGAUGCGCGGCCGACACAGAGACCAUCGCCGGUGCGGUCGAUUCGUGCAGGGAAGGUCGGAAUUGGGAAGUUGCCCAGCAGCUCCUCGAGGAGGCGGCUGCCCGACUUCUGGAGACGGGUCGCCGUCAUCUCGAGGGAGUGAUGUAUGCAGAGAGCGCCAGCUGGCCUCGGACCAUGUCUCUUCUGUCUCAAGCGAAGCAGCGCAGCUGUGCAGGCGACUCGGUCCUCUACCGUCAAGGGAUCUCCUCUUGCUUGAGUUCUCGAUGUGUGGAAAAGGCGCUGCAGGUUCUCCGCUCCUGCAAGGCAGACGACGUCCAACCGACCACAGCAAUGUGCGGGGCUAUUCUUGCAGCCUGCAGUGCUGAGUCCAAGUGGCCUGCCGCCUUGUCUGUCCUGGAGGGUGAACUUAUUCACGGCACAUUUAUGACUGGAGCCGUUGACGGCAGCAUGUGCUGCUCGGCGAUAACAGCAUGUAGAGCACAAACUCAGUGGGCCUGGACCAUUCGGAUCUUUCGCCAUGCUCUUUCAUCUCCUGGUUUGCUCCCCAUCGGUGUCUCAAUCAGUUCUCUGGGACGUGCAGCACGCUGGGCGCAGGGUCUGGACAUAUUGCGGACGAUCGACUCCUGCCGGAUGCCUUCGGAUGCUUCGAACUGGGACAUUUGCCUCGGCCUCGGAGAUCGGGAUCGCUCUUGGCCGAGAGCUCUCACACUACUCGCCAGCGCCCGAAGCCGGCACUUGGAAGCGAGCACUUGGAGUUACAGCUCCCUUGUGAGCCUAGCUGAGCGGGGCGAAGUAUGGACGAGGGCGGCGGGAUUUCUAGAAGGCAUGCAGCGGAAGGGUGUGCUGCCGCACGUGGCCGGGUGCAGUGCCGUGAUCGCCUCGGUCCAGGAGUUCCGGCACUGGGAAUGGGCAGCACAGGUAUUGGGGUGGAUGAACCAGCAUCAGCUUGAGCCCAACAGCUACUGCUCCAACGCCUUGGCCAGCGUCUGCGAGAAAGCGAAGGUUUGGAGACAGUCCCUGAGAAUUCUCUUUUCGGUGAGCUCACGCGGCCUCUCCCUGGAUGCAUUUUCGCUGACUGCCGGCGUUGCUGCCUGUGAGAAGGCCGGCCGAUGGGAGCAGUGUCUCCGACUCCUGGAAGCCGGGUCCACCGAGGCGCAGGGUGGCUCCUCGGCCUCGUCGGCUAUGUCCUUCACUGCUGCCGCCACGGCGGCCGCACGGGCGUCCGCUUGGGCCGAAGCUUUCUGCCUGGGCGCCGCACUGUGGGAGGUGCGAGCGUUGCAGGCCCCAGCAGCUGAGUCCGUGGCCUGUGAGGAUGGUGUAGGAUUUCAGAAGACUCUUCGGUCUCACGAGAGCCCGCACGAAGUGUUGAGUCCGGAUGUGGUUCAUGCGCUGUCGCAGUCUGAUGGUGCCCCGGCCACGGCGCAGCUGCGGGAGUGGCUCGAGGCAGUUCGAGAUGAGGCAUCGAGCCAGCUAGAGAUGCGGAGCUGGCAAGGCCGUGAGGGAGCUUCUUCUCCACUGGCUGUUGCCCCUCGCAGCCCUCGCGUGGCCUUCCGUGCUGUGCUGGGUGCAGCCGAGCUUCUUUGGGAGGAGCAGGCCGUGACCGCGCAGUUCGAUGCCUCCCUACGGCAGCAGGUUCUGCCGAAUGCAUACAGGGUGCUGGAAGAAUUGUCCUUACGUCCAGCGAGCAGGUCUUCCAUCCAUGAGCUUUCUCGAUCGCCCAUGCUGGCACCCUGGAUGUUCACAGCGUGCACGGAUUGUUGCGGCGGACUCUCAAGCGCUUGGCUGCCAUUGGCACGGGGUCCAGCCCGGAGGCCCUGCGGCGUCCUGACAGACCUGUUCGCCGUUUCUGCCGGGCGGGUAGCCUGCUGGACUGAAGCCUCCCUUAGCAGCGGGGGAGCCACAGCCCACCUGGUGCGUGUCCUGGGCUUCCGACGACGCAUCCCAACUACAGCCGGAUGCGGCCACGGCAAAGACUUGCACCCGAUUUUCGCAGAAGGGGACAGAGCCCCCCAUGCCGAGCGACAAGCUUUGCUUGACGUUCUCGUGCUGGUUGAUGGCCUGCUUUGCAAGAAAAUGCAAGACUUGCAAGAUAGCUUGGACAAGGUCAACAGGUUCGGUUUCGUAAGGGGCCGUCCAUCCGAAGCCAUGGCGACGAAAAUGCAGCUAAAGCUGAUCUACUUGGAUCACCACUACUGGCGUGCGGAGUGCGCGCGCGUGGCCCUCUUCAUGGCCGGAGUUCCAUUCGAGGAUGCCCGCAUGGGGUACGAGGGCAUGUACGCAUCCGGGGCUCUGACCUUCGGAACCUUUCCGGCCCUGGUGGUGCCGGGAAGGGGCGUGCUGAACCAGACGCAAGCCAUUGCACGUUAUGUGGGACAUCUCACUGGGAUGUACCCUAGCGAGCCCUUCCUGGCUGCGAAGUGCGACGAAGCCAUCGACGGCCUCACAGAUGUCUCGGACCUCGUCACCGAUACCAUGCAGGAGCGGGACCCAAAGCGGAAGAUGGCCUGGCGGGCGGCCCUGGUGGCUCCCGAUGGUCGCAUGACCAUGCUGUUGAAUGGCCUUGAAGCGUUGCUGAAGCAGAACGGUGCCAGUCCAGUGCCCUACGUGGCAGGCGGUUCACUAAGUGUGGCCGACCUCGCCAUUUGGAGGGCUGUGGGCUGGAUCUCCAGUGGGGUGAUCGACGGGAUAGCUCCCACGUACAUCCAAACUACCUUCCCGCUUCUAUGGGCACUGCAUUGUGCGGUGGACCAGGAUCCCAAGGUUGCAGAGUGGAAGAUGCGAAAUCCCCAUCACUACAAGCGCUGA
This is a messenger RNA of Symbiodinium necroappetens, 3244 nucleotides long. The record is from the annotation of a GenBank genome assembly. NCBI's taxonomy places the organism in Eukaryota, Dinophyceae, Suessiales, Symbiodiniaceae.